AUGAUCUAUGAUGAACUUUGUGGAAACUUGAUGGCAUACGAGCAGAUUCAUAUUAACAGAUACAAUAAAGAUGACAAAAAGAAAAUGGUUGCCUUUACUGCUGAACAACUGAAGACCAGGAUGAAGCUGAUGAAUAUCAAAGUGAAAAAAGUACAAAGAGAAGCUGGAUACUUCAUCUCCAUAGUUCAUAGAGAUCAUGGUGGAGAAUUUGAAAAUAAAACUGUUGAGGAAUUCUGUAAUAAAAACGGUUACACUCAAUUUUUUUCAUCUCCUAGAUCACCUCAGCAAAAUGGCGUGGUAGAAAGGAAAAGUCGUUCGUUACAAGACACUGCCAGAACCAUGCUUCUUGAUCGAAAUCUUCCUGAUCACUUUUGGGCUGAAGUAGUAAGUACUAAAUGCCAUAUUCUGAACAGAUGCCUUAUCAGACCGAUUUUUAAGAAAACUCCAUAUGAGCUAUGGAGAGUGAUUUGUAGAAAAGUACAAAGAGAAGCUGGAUACUUCAUCUCCAUUGUUCAUAGCGAUCAUGGUGGAGAAUUUGAAAAUAAAACUGUUGAGGAAUUCUGUAAUAAAAAUGGUUACACUCAAUUUUUUUCAUCUCCUAGAUCACCUCAGCAAAAUGGCGUGGUAGAAAGGAAAAGUCGUUCAUUACAAGACACCGCCAGAACCAUGCUUCUUGAUCGAAAUCUUCCUGAUCACUUUUGGGCUAAAGUAGAAAUAGAAUCUACAGAGGAUGAAUCUACUCCUCUAUUGAGCAUUGAGAAAUUCUCAAACUUUUCUGAGAAAAUUACAAUAGAGGAGUCGACUACUCCAGAACCGAAGUUGACUAGUCCAGCCGAAAAGACAGGCAUUCCCAGAGAAUGGAGACACAACGCCAGUUAUCCAAAUUACUUCAUCAUGGGCAAGCCAACCUACUCAAUAUAG
Messenger RNA from Solanum stenotomum, 921 nucleotides. RefSeq lists its product as uncharacterized. The record is from RefSeq and is a predicted model, not a curated record. Gene Ontology annotation, biological process: DNA integration. Gene Ontology annotation, molecular function: nucleic acid binding. Bases 1 to 921 code for a protein of 306 amino acids. Lineage: Eukaryota; Viridiplantae; Streptophyta; Magnoliopsida; Solanales; Solanaceae. The transcript has 4 exons.